This is a messenger RNA of Gossypium raimondii (Peruvian cotton), 1540 nucleotides long. RefSeq names its product polygalacturonase QRT2. Bases 39 to 1424 code for a protein of 461 amino acids. Gene Ontology annotation, molecular function: polygalacturonase activity. The transcript is spliced from 9 exons. The record is from RefSeq and is a predicted model, not a curated record. Gene Ontology annotation, biological process: anther dehiscence; fruit dehiscence; pectin catabolic process. Lineage: Eukaryota; Viridiplantae; Streptophyta; Magnoliopsida; Malvales; Malvaceae.
CUCCUUUUUUUUAAGUACCCAUCUAAAAGUGAAGUUACAUGAUGUUCCUAAAAACUCUUUGUCUCCCACUUGUGAUUACAUUCCUUUCUUUGUCCUCCUAUUGCUUUGGCCUUGGCAGGUACAGAGAGGAGGACCCAUUUCACGUUGAUUUUCGUCGAGGCCGUGCUUAUCACCUCCCGACAUCGUAUCGCCAUCCGUAUUUUCGCACCUUCGGUGUUCGCGGUCAGCCAAACUAUCAUAAUUCCUACUAUAAAAACGAAAUCCAGUCGAGGCUUGACAGAGCAAGUGGUGCAGCGACUCCGAAGGUAGUCAAUGUAGAUGAUUUCGGAGCUAAAGCUAAUGGAAGAGACGAUUCUCAGGCAUUUAAGAAAGCUUGGAACUAUGCUUGUUCUUCAUCUCAAGGAGCUAUUAUGGUGGUCCCCAAGAAGAAGAUUUAUCGUCUUAAGCCAAUUAACUUCUCAGGACCCUGCAAAUCUCCUCUUCUAUUGAAGAUCUAUGGAACACUCGAAGCCACUGAGGAUCACUCGGAUUACCAAGAUAAUGGAAGACGAUGGCUUUACUUUGAUAAUGUUGAAAAUUUACGAGUCGAAGGUGGAGGCAUCAUCGAUGGUAAUGGCAAAACAUGGUGGGAAAAGUCCUGCAAAGUCAACAAAGCCCUCCCUUGCAAGGAAGCUCCAACUGCUGUAACCUUCAAUGAAUGCACUAACCUGAGAGUAUCAAGUCUUCGUAUAAAAGAUGCACAACAAAUGCACGUUAUAUUUCAAAAAUGUGUGAAUGUAAAAGCAUUUAACCUUUUGGUGACGGCACCUGGGAACAGUCCCAACACUGAUGGCAUUCAUGUGACUGGAACCCAGAAUAUUUACAUUAACAACUGUGUCAUCGGGACAGGCGAUGAUUGCAUCUCAAUAGUGAGCGGCUCCAAGAAUGUACGUGCCACCGGUAUAACUUGCGGACCAGGCCAUGGAAUCAGCAUUGGGAGCUUGGGAGCCGGAAACUCUGCGGCAUAUGUGUCUAAUGUAAUGAUUAAUAAAGCAACACUUUCCGGAACCGACAACGGAGUUCGAAUAAAGACUUGGCAGGGAGGAUCAGGAUAUGCCAAAAACAUAAAAUUUCAAAACAUCGUGAUGUACAACGUCAGUAACCCUAUAAUCAUUGAUCAAAAUUAUUGUGAUCAAGAAAACCCAUGUCGCAAACAGACAUCAGCAGUACAAGUGAGCAAUGUACUUUACCAAAACAUCAGAGGAACAAGUGCCUCGAACGUGGCCAUGAAGUUCGACUGCAGCCAGAGUGUUCCUUGCCGGCAGAUCUAUUUGCAAAAUGUAGCUUUAAAGGCUGAAGAAACUGAACAAGCUUCAUCUUCAUGUGCUAAUGUUAUAUUAUCUUAUCGAGGAGAUGUUUCACCACCUUGCUCAUCUCGAUCCUAAAUUAGGAUAAAAUUAUCUAUUGGUCUACUACAUAUAACAUGUAUAAUGUUAAAAUACUUUAUCAUAGUAUAAAUAUUUCAGUGAUUUUGUGUAUGUUAAAAUAUUUGUUGCCAAAC